ACAUGCUAAUCAUACCAUGAUUAAAGAAUGGAUGAAAAGAAGAAAUGUCAUCAACUACUCCAAAUACUUUUGCUCCUUCAACCCUCUUCUCUUCUCUGGUCUGGUGUAUGUUGAGCAUAAUCUGAAAAUCUCUUUCAGAGAUAAUAAUCCAAACUAAGAAACAAACAGACAAAUUGAGAAGAUAGAUAGGUCAUACUUAUUUGCCAAAAGGGGGCAAACAAUUUACUCUAAUGGAGAGGCUUAUCUAUACCAACUCACUUCCCUCCAAACUCCACCUAAAGACCUUUCCUCGUCUCCCUAAACUCCACUUCUCCUCCCUUCUCCAUGUUGAGUCUCGUAGACCCAAUUCGCUUUCUUGCAAGUGUCUUCACCAGUUUUCAUCUUCUGGGUCGACCCCAUCUUCCAGAUUUGGUGAUGGGCAUGUGGGUAAUUCGUCCACAUCUAAGGAUUUGCAAGAUGGGUCGGAUUCGAAGCCCCAUUUGCUCCAUUGGGUUGCUGAAAUUCUAUCUCAACAACGCAAGGUGGUUUCGACUAGUACAGUAGUCUUACUCUCAGCCAUGCUUGUUAUGCUCCUCCACCCAGUCAUUGUUUCACCUGCUUUUGCUAGUUUCCAAACUGCAGCUAAGACAGGGGGUCCAGCUGCAGCAGCAGUGGGGACUCAACUUGUACGUAAUGAACUACUAACUAGUGCAUGGGCUGGUUUCUUUGCUGGUUGCCUUCACACCCUAUCAGGUCCUGACCAUCUUGCUGCUUUGGCUCCUCUGUCGAUAGGCCGUACACCGAUGGAGAGUGCGGCAGUGGGAGCCCUCUGGGGCUGUGGCCAUGAUGCUGGACAGUUGAUUUUUGGCCUAUUGUUUCUUCUCUUAAAGGACCAACUCCACAUUGAAGUUAUUCGUACAUGGGGGACUAGAGUAGUUGGAUUCACUCUUCUUGUCAUUGGAGCAAUGGGAAUCAAGGAAGCAUCUGAAGUUGCUACACCAUGUGUUGCCCUUGAAAAUGGUGACUGUGAUGUUAGUGUGUACGAAGGCAUUGACACCCCUGUCAUUGGGAAGAAGAAAAAGAUAGGCUUUGCAACUUUUGCUACUGGAAUUGUCCAUGGGCUGCAACCGGAUGCACUGAUGAUGAUCUUGCCCGCACUUGCUUUGCCUUCUCGCGUGGCUGGUGCUGCCUUCUUGGGUAUGUUCUUGGUUGGUACUGUUAUUGCAAUGGGAAGCUAUACCGUCUUUAUAGGCUCGUGUAGUCAGGUACUGAAGGAUAGAGUUCCUAGAAUAACAGAGAAGCUCACUUGGGCUUCUUCCCUGAUAGCAAUUGGCUUAGGAAUUGCAAUUAUCGUCAGUCAAUUUUUUGGUUUUAGCCUAUAUUAGGUCUGAUCCGGCGACAAAAAUAGUUUACGUUCAGUGUUAGGGGAUGUCAUUUUGAUGAGAGGAUAUAUCUUUUGAUUGAAGAGAAAGCUUGUAGUAUUUUG
Messenger RNA from Solanum verrucosum, 1465 nucleotides. RefSeq lists its product as uncharacterized. NCBI's taxonomy places the organism in Eukaryota, Viridiplantae, Streptophyta, Magnoliopsida, Solanales, Solanaceae. The transcript has 2 exons. The coding region runs from base 231 to 1364 and encodes 377 amino acids. The record is from RefSeq and is a predicted model, not a curated record.